Teleopsis dalmanni is the source of this 974-nucleotide messenger RNA. RefSeq names its product G patch domain-containing protein 11-like. NCBI's taxonomy places the organism in Eukaryota, Metazoa, Arthropoda, Insecta, Diptera, Diopsidae. Bases 133 to 951 code for a protein of 272 amino acids. The record is from RefSeq and is a predicted model, not a curated record. Gene Ontology annotation, molecular function: nucleic acid binding. The transcript has 3 exons. Gene Ontology annotation, cellular component: kinetochore.
AAGAAUUUAUAGUAGUAACAACACCGUCUGAUAGUUGAUUGCAUAGCAAUAUUAAUAAUAACUUUCAAUUCCAAGAGAAUAAUACUUGGGGAAAAAUUUUUCGUUUUCGCUUUAUAAUAUAACCACAGUAAAAUGUCUGAUGAUGAGGAUUAUAUGUCGGAUAAAUUUUUAAAGAGUUUAGAAGCGCCAGCAACUACACUUAUACAAAAUCGUGCAAAAAAACGUGAGAUUGAUAUAGCGAAAAGGAAAGCUGAUAGUAUAAAUAAACAACGUGAAGAAAGUAAAAGAUUUAAGUCCACUUACACUAAUGAGAGCCUACAAGAAUCAUUAAAACGACCUUUACAAUCUGACAACAAAGGAUAUCAGCUGUUAGCGAAAAUGGGUUACAAACCUGGUCAAAGUCUAGGAAAAAUCAAUGUAGAUAACGAGAAUGAAAGUAAAAAGCUAAUAGAACCUAUUGGUAUAAGUAUUAAGGAAGACCGAAGUGGUCUAGGUAGAGCUGCUGCAUUAAAAGAAUUAAAAGAGAAGCGAUGUGAACUCAUGAUGCAACGUUUACAAGAAGAAGCUGGUGCGACGACAACCGCUGCUGAUUAUCGAAAACGUGUCACAGAGAAAGCUGAAGAACGUUAUUUACAAACUGCUUUAAAACGUUGUCAAACUACUUGCGCCAAUUUGGAUAUGCAAUCUCGUAUAAGUCAACCAGAUAUUGCUUGGUUUUGGCCGGAAUGUGAUACCGAAAAAACUGAUUCUCCAGAAGACAAUGUAGAAGAAACUCAGUCAAGUGCGUCAGAUGAUGAAGAUAUCGCACAAUAUACAGUUGCUGAGAAGGUUGAUUUGCUGACCAGUUACUUGCGUACUUCAUAUUUGUUUUGCUAUUGGUGUGGUGUUCGAUACAAUGACAAGAAUGAUUUAGAGAGUAAUUGCCCAGGUUUAGGACGUGAUGAACAUUGAGCAGUUUUUAUUAUAAAAUGCAA